UAAAAUUUACAAGGCAAAGUUAAAGUUUGAUCAUCUUGAAAAAAGAUAAGAAAUACGCGCAGCGGAAGUGUUAGAUACAUGUUGCGAACGACGUCAACAUUCAAGGUGGCUCUGCUUAUGAAUUACGUGCGUAGGGAAAAUACUUCCUCUUUUGACGAUGAAGCAUUUAGCUUAGCUAAGAUGUGGAAAAGUGGUAUUAUAGCUAAAAUGAGUCCUAACCCGAAUCCUUGCAACAUUUCGAGUCACUCUGACUCUUUGGAUAUUACCAAAGAAUAAAGUUCGUUCAAUAUUUUACACCUUGCAUAUCUAAUGCAUAAUUAUAUAUUGUCUUGUAAAUGUGUUUUCCGGAUGAAUGUUAUUGCCUUUCGUUUGUUCGAAGUUCAGUCAUGCGUUCUACGAAGAGCUGUUCUUAACAUAACUUAAUCAUUUAGUUUUACUAAAGUUUGAAGUUACUGGUUAAUUAAAUGGCUUCUAGUACACUGCUGGUUUUUACUCUUAUUUUCAUAACGAUUGUGAAAGCUAAAGAGCAAUUAUAUGCCGUCAGACUCCAAGGACCAAAAAAGGACCAUGGAACAGGACGAGUUGAAAUAUUUUACAAUGGACAGUGGGGAACAAUUUGUGAUGACAGCUGGGAUUUAAAAGAUGCUGAGGUCGUUUGUCGUCAACUUGGUUAUGGAAGUGCGUACAAAGCUUUACAAGGAAGUUUAGUUCCUGAUGGUAAAGGAAAGAUAUGGUUAGAUGAUGUUGGGUGCAAUGGAAAUGAACAAAAUCUUUCAAGUUGUUCUAAUCGUGGAUGGGGAAGACACAAUUGUAGACAUUCAGAAGAUGCAGGUGUAGAAUGUUUAAAAGAUGUCCAAAAAUGGUCAAUCAGACUUCAGGGAUCAACAAGCUCCAAUGCCACAGGUCGUGUAGAAAUAUUUUACAAAGGAGAAUGGGGAACAGUAUGUGAUGAUGACUGGGAUAUAAACGAUGCUAAGGUUGUAUGUCGUCAACUUGGUUAUAAAACAGCUCUGGCAGCUCUUAAAGGAAAUGCUGUUCCUAGUGGUAAUGGAACGAUAUGGUUAGAUGAUGUUAAGUGUACAGGAAAUGAAUUUUAUCUUUCAAGUUGUUCACACAGAUACUUGGGAGGUCAUAACUGUAAUCACUCAGAAGACGCCGGUGUAAAAUGUUAUGAAGACGUUGAUGAAUGCUCCCUUUCUACUGAUGAUUGUCAUGAAAAUGCAAGUUGUAUCCACACAAAUGGAUCAUUUUCAUGCAAAUGUAACUUUGGGUUUUUUGGAGACGGAAAAUUUUGUUCAGAAACAACUGUUGCGAUUCGUGGACCAAAAAGUAAAAAUGGUACUGGUCGUGUAGAGGUUUUUCACAAUGGAGAAUGGGGAACUGUUUGUGAUGACAUCUGGGAUUUAAAAGAUGCAGAAGUUGUUUGUCGUCAACUUGGUUAUAAAAGUGCAAACAAAGCUUUACAUGGAAGUUUUGUUCCUGAUGGUAAAGGAAAGAUAUGGUUAGAUGAUGUUAGGUGCAAUGGAAAUGAGCAAAAUCUUUCAAGUUGCUCACAUAACAAAUGGGAGAAUCACAAUUGUGCGCAUUCUGAAGAUGCAGGUGUAGAAUGUUCUGAAGAUUUAGAUGAAUGUUCCCGAAACUUACAUAACUGCAGCAUCAAUGCCCAGUGUGUAAACACGUUUGGAAGUUAUAGAUGCUUGUGUAAAUCUGGUUAUACAGGAAAUGGAACUAUUUGCAAUGAUAUCGAUGAAUGCUCUUUUUCAACUGAAAAUAACUGUCAUGAAAAUGCGACAUGUAUAAAUGCUUUGGGAUCAUUUUCAUGCAAAUGUCUCAAUGGUCAUUUUGGAGAUGGAGAAUUUUGUACAGACCAACUCCCGCCAGUCAGACUUCGAGGACCAAAAAUUUCUCAAAGAGUUGGUCACGUGGAAAUAUUUUAUAAAGGAAGAUGGGGAUUAGUAUGUCGUCAUGACUGGGAUUUAAAAGAUGCUUCGGUUGUAUGUCGUGAGCUUGGUUAUGGAAAUGCUGUGAAAGCUUUAUCAGUCAGUAACUAUCGUACUGAAGUUUCAGAAUAUUGGUUUGAUUAUGUUAACUGUACUGGCAAUGAACUUAAUCUUGCAAGUUGUCUACAUAGCAAAUGGGGAAAAACAAAUUGUGAAGCAUCUGAACAGGCAAUUGUAAACUGUUCAAAAGAUUUUACAGAAUGUUCGAAGCGAUCAAUCAACUGUAGUUUAAAUGCAGAAUGUAGUAAAAUUAUGGAAAAUUUUUCAUGUGUAUGCGAUUCUGGUUAUACUGGAAAUGGAUCAAUUUGUACAGACGUUGAUGAAUGUUCUCUUUCUACUGAUAACUGUCAUAAAUACGCAACUUGUAAAAAUACCUAUGGAUCAUAUUCAUGCAAAUGUAACCGUGGUUAUUUUGGAAAUGGAGCGUAUUGUUCAGACGGGCCUCCACCUGUCAGACUACAAGGACCAACGAGUUUCAAUGGAACUGGUCGAUUAGAAAUAUUUUAUGAAGGAGAAUGGGGAACAGUGUGUGAUGAUAAUUGGGAUAAAAAAGAUUCAUUGGUUGUAUGUCGUCAACUUGGUUAUAAAGGGGUUCUAAAAAUCCUGAAAGGACGUAGCUUUCGUAUCGGAACAGGAAAAAUAUGGUUAGAUGAUGUUUCUUGUUUUGGCAAUGAAACAAGUCUUUCAAAGUGUUCACAUCGUGGUUGGGGUAAACAUAAUUGUGGGCACAGUGAAGAUGUUGGUCUGGUAUGCUCAAACGAUUACGAUAAAUGCUACCUGGAAUUGCACAAUUGUAGUAGAAACGCUUUAUGUACAAAUACAGGAGGAGGUUUUACAUGCAUGUGUAAAUCUGGUUACACUGGAAAUGGAUUUCUUUGCACAGACAUCAAUGAAUGUUCUCUUGCGGAGGUUGGAUGUCAUCAAAAUUCAGUCUGUAGCAACACUGAUGGUUCAUAUUUAUGUAAUUGCAAUGAUGGUUAUGUUGGAAAUGGAACUUUUUGUUUAAAACAUCCUCAAACUGUAAGGCUUCAAGGACCAAAGGCUAUUCAUGGCACUGGUCAUGUUGAAGUGUUACAUAAUGGAAAAUGGGGAACAAUUUGUGAUACGAACUGGGAUUUGAAAGACGCUGAGGUUGUAUGCCGUCAACUUGGUUACGUAAGUGCAUACAAGGCUUUAAAAGGGCAAUAUGUUCCCUAUGGUAGAAGAACAACUUGGUUAGAUAAUGUUUAUUGUAAUGGCAAGGAAUCAAAUAUUUCAAGUUGUUCAUUUAAAGGAUGGAAAGUCAGGUUUUGUAGUUCGCGCAGGAAUGCUGGGGUUGAAUGUUCUAAAGACCAACCUCCUUUGAUCAGACUUAAAGGACCAAGACGUUCAAAUGGAUCUGGUCGUGUGGAAAUAUUUUAUGAUGGAAAGUGGGGAACAGUUUGUGAUGAUUACUGGGAUUUAAAUGAUGCUAUUGUUGCAUGUCGUCAACUUGGUUAUCAGUAUGCAUCUAAGGCUCUAAAAGGAAAUGAUGUACCUACUGGUAAUGGAUCAAUAUGGUUAGAUGAUGUUGAUUGUACUGGAAAGGAGAUGUAUCUUUCAAGUUGCAAACAUAAGAAAUGGGGAAUACAUAAUUGUAACCAUUCUGAAGAUGCUGGUGUUGAAUGUACUAAAGUUUUGAAUGAAUGCUCUAAAUCGUUACACAAUUGCAACUACAAAGCUCGAUGUAUUGACACAGUGGAAAGUUUUAAGUGCGUGUGUCGUCGUGGCUUCACAGGAAAUGGAGUGAACUGUAAUGAUGUCAAUGAAUGUUCAAUUUCUACUGAUAACUGUCAUGAAAAUGCAACGUGUUACAAUACACAGGGAUCUUAUUCAUGUAGAUGUAAAUCUGGAUAUUUUGGAAAUGGGACAUAUUGCACAGACGAACGUCCUCUUGUCAGACUUCAGGGACCAAAAAGUUCAAAUGGAACUGGUCGUGUGGAAGUAUUUCAUAGCGGAGAAUGGGGAACAGUUUGUGAUGAUGGCUGGGGUUUAAGUGAUGCAAAAGUUGUUUGUCGUGAGCUUGGUUAUAGAAAAGCUAAGAGGGCUCUACAAGGAGGAUCAGUUCCUGAUGGACGUGGGAAAAUAUGGCUAGAUGAUGUUCGUUGCAAUGGUUAUGAAAAGUAUAUUUCAAGUUGUUCCCAUAACGCAUGGGGAAGACAUAAUUGUGGACAUUCUGAAGAUGCUGGUGUGGAGUGCUCAAAUGAAUUCGAUGAAUGUACUGCAAACGUACACAGCUGUAGCAUUAAUGCAGAAUGUGUCGACACUGUACAAAGUUUCAAAUGUAUUUGUAACCCAGGCUUUACAGGGAAUGGGAAAUAUUGCGAUGACAUCGAUGAAUGUUCUCUUUCUACUGAUAACUGCCACCAAAACGCAACUUGCAUCAACAACAAAGGAUCAUUUUCAUGCAAAUGCAACUUUCGUUAUUUUGGAAAUGGAACCAUAUGUUCUGACCAAGUACCUCCUCUAAGAUUGGAAGGACCAAAAAGUAAAAAUGGUACUGGCCGUGUUGAAAUUUUUUAUAUGGAAGAAUGGGGAACAGUAUGCGACGAUGACUGGGAUUUAAAAGAUGCUGAAGUUGUUUGUCGUCAACUUGGUUAUGAUUAUGCAGUGAAAGCUCUACCAGGAAGUCAUACACCAAAUGGUCAUGGAAAGAUAUGGUUGGAUGAUGUUAAAUGUACUGGUAGUGAACCAAAUUUAGCAAGUUGUGUAAAUAACAAAUGGGGAAGUCAUAAUUGUGAACAUCAUGAAGAUGCUGGUGUGAAAUGCUCUAAAGAUUUUGAUGAAUGUUCUCUUCAGUUGCACAACUGCAGCAGUAAUAGUCAAUGUAUAAACACAAUGGGAAGUUUUUCAUGUAUUUGUAAAUCUGGAUACACAGGAUUCAAUUGCACAGACAUUAACGAAUGUUCUCUGUCUACUGAUAACUGUCAUGAAGAAGCAACUUGUAUCAACACAAAAGGAUCAUUUUUAUGCAAAUGUAAACCUGGUUAUCUUGGAGAUGGAACGUUGUGCGCAGAGAAAAAUGACAAGAAGUACAAGCUUAAAAUACGGUUGACAAAUCAUGAGUUUUCAGAAAGUUUGUCGGAUUCAUCUUCAAACGAAUACAAUAACUUGAAGGAAAAAAUAGAAAGAGCGCUCGACAAUAUAUUCAAGUUGUGUGUUACAAGUUUUUGGUACAUUGAUGCAAGAGUUCUUGCAUUUCAGAAAGGAAGUACAAUUGUAUCUUUUCUCGUGCUCUUGAAACGUCAAUUUAAUCUUGAUCCUCAUGAACUUGUAAAACAAAUAAACAAAGUUGACACAAUUGCUGGAUACAGUUUUGACAAGUUCUUUACAAACUUGCAAGCAGUUCGUCUUGAUGUUGAGAUGGAAAUUAAACUGCCAAUUAAUAUCUUCGACAAUGUACCAAAGAGUGAACCACCAACUUAUGAAAAAUCAAAAGGAGCACGUAUUUAUAGUCAGCUUUACACGUUUUUCAAUAAUACGCCAGGAUUCAACGAUGUGGAAAAUUUGGAAUUCAAAAAAAAUCAUGGUAUCCAGGUGAAUUUUGCAGUCAGUUUCUUUAAAACAGCAAAUGAGACAAUAGAUGUUGUUGCAGUAAACGUUGGUCGUAAGAUUAUCAAACAGUUAAAAACUGGUCUCAUUGGCGAUGUCAAGGUCAACACAGAAUUCUUAAGAUUAAAAGUGCAACCUCCUUCCCCUCGGAAUGUUAGAUUCUCAAAUGUAAAGGAGACUUUUGUUUAUGUGGAAUGGGAACAGCCAGAUCUUUAUCAAUAUUUCUCCAUUCGUUCAUACUUCAUCAAGUAUCGAGAAUAUGGUAAAAAUACAUGGUUCAACAAGUCCCAAAGCACAGAUAUUGGAACGAAAAUGCAACUGGAUGGUUUGGAGAGCGACACUAAGUACACAAUAAAGGUGAUAGCUAAGAGUGAUUACGGUUUGGGAAAAGAAAGCGACGGAAUACAAGUAAAAACUUUAAAAGCAAAAGGAAUGUCACAGUGGUAUUAUCUUGGUCCAAUUGUUGUCGUUGUCUCUUUAAUUGCUUUAAUCGUCAUUAUAUAUUUGGCAAAAUGUAUGACUUCCAGAACAUGGAACAAAGGCAGACAUUUUGAUAGAUUUCACAAUGACAUCGAUGAAAAAAUAUCUUUACCACUAACUGAAGUGCGGGAAGCAACUAGAUCGACGACUUCAAGUGACGCGAACAUGCAGACACCUUUGUCUGCAGACUUUUGAUGAAUUUUAGAAUUUCUUACGCUUAAUUAAAGAAUCAAGUAGUGAUGUUAGAAUUGGUAUGAAAGGAAAGGCUGAAAGUCUCUCGUUGCGACUGUGGGAAAUUGUAGUUGUUGUUCAUUAUUUUUCUUAGUUAUUUUUACUAUACUUAAUUAUUCAAUUUAGUAAAGCUGCUGUAGUUUAAGUUUUGUAACUGAGUUAUUGUUUAUUGUAUUACUGUAUGAAAACUGCUUGAAUUAGAAUGAUGAAUAGUUAAA
Messenger RNA from Xenia sp. Carnegie-2017, 6499 nucleotides. Its product is annotated as scavenger receptor cysteine-rich type 1 protein M160-like. The transcript has 33 exons. Gene Ontology annotation, molecular function: protein binding; calcium ion binding. Gene Ontology annotation, cellular component: membrane. Bases 465 to 6245 code for a protein of 1926 amino acids. Lineage: Eukaryota; Metazoa; Cnidaria; Anthozoa; Malacalcyonacea; Xeniidae. The record is from RefSeq and is a predicted model, not a curated record.